CCGGAGCCACUGCGCCCUGCGGCUCCGCGCUGCGGGGAUCCCGGCCGGCGCCAUGGACCGAGGUCGGGUGCUGGAGCAGCUGCUCCCAGAGCUUGCCGGGCUGCUCAGCCUCCUGGACCACGAGUACCUCAGCGACACCACCCUGGAGAAGAAGAUGGCCGUGGCCUCCAUCCUGCAGAGCCUGCAGCCCCUCCCAGCAAAAGAAGUCUCCUACCUGUAUGUGAACACAGCGGACCUCCACACUGGGCCCAGUUUUGUGGAGUCCCUAUUUGAAGAAUUUGACUGUGACCUGAGUGACCUUCGGGACAUGCCGGAGGACGAUGGGGAGCCCAGCAAAGGAGCCAAUCCUGAGCCAGCCAAGAGCCCAUCUCUGAGGAAUGCAGCCGACCUGCCUCCGCCACUCCCCAACAAGCCUCCACCUGAGGACUACUAUGAGGAGGCCCUUCCCCUGGGACCGGGCAAGACCCCUGAAUACAUCAGCUCCCACAAUGGCUGCAGCCCGCCCCACUCAAUUGUGGAUGUCUACUAUGAAGAUGCAGACAGCAGCUACCCUGCGACCAGGAUGAACGGCGAGCUCAAGAGCUCCUACAAUGACUCUGAUGCAAUGAGCAGCUCGUACGAGUCCUAUGACGAGGAGGAGGAGGAAGGGAAGAGCCCACGGCCCAGGCACCAAUGGCCCUCAGAGGAGGCCUCCAUGCACUUGGUGAGGGACUGCAGGAUAUGUGCCUUCCUGCUGCGGAAGAAGCGCUUCGGGCAGUGGGCCAAGCAGCUGACCGUCAUCAGGGAGGACCAGCUCCUGUGCUACAAAAGCUCCAAGGACCGGCAGCCACAUCUGAGGUUGGCGCUGGAUGUUUGCAGCGUCAUCUACGUGCCCAAGGACAGCCGGCACAAGAGGCACGAGCUGCGCUUCUCCCAGGGGGCUACCGAGGUCCUGGUACUGGCCCUGCAGAGCCGGGAGCAGGCCGAGGAGUGGCUGAAGGUCAUCCGAGAGGUGAGCAAGCCUGUCGCAGGAGCCGAGGGCAUGGAGGUCCCCAGAUCCCCAGUCUUCCUGUGCAAGCUGGACAUGGACAAGACGCUGUCGCAAGAGAAGCAGACCUCAGACUCCGAUAGCCUGGGCAUGGGUGACAGUUCUUCUACCCUUGGCCGCCGAGAGGCUUGUGAACAUGGCAAAGGGAAGAAGAGCAGCCUGGCAGAGCUGAAGGGCUCGAUGAGCAGGGCUGCAGGCCGCAAGAUCACCCGCAUCAUCAGCUUCUCCAAGAAGAAGCCACAGGCCGAGGACCUGCAGACGUCCUCCACCGAGGAGGAGGUUCCAUGCUGUGGCUAUCUGAACGUGCUGGUGAACCAGGGCUGGAAGGAACGCUGGUGCCGCCUAAAGUGCAACACUCUGUAUUUCCACAAGGACCACACGGACCUGCGGACCCAUGUGAAUGCUAUCACCCUCCGUGGCUGCGAGGUGGCUCCGGGCUUUGGGCCCAGACACCCUUUUGCCUUCAGGAUCCUGCACAAUCGGCAAGAGGUGGCCAUCCUGGAGGCAAGCUGUUCAGAGGACAUGGGUCGCUGGCUUGGGCUGCUGUUGGUGGAGAUGGGCUCCAGAGUCACCCCUGAGGCGCUGCACUAUGACUAUGUGGACGUGGAGACCCUAACCAGCAUCGUCAGUGCUGGGCGCAACUCGUUCCUAUAUGCAAGAUCCUGCCAGAGUCAGUGGCCUGAGCCCCGUGUCUAUGACGAUGUUCCUUAUGAAAAGAUGCAGGACGAGGAGCCCGAGCGCCCAUCUGGGACCCAGGUGAAGCGCCACGCCUCCUCCUGCAGCGAGAAGUCCCACCGCGUGGACCCACAGGUCAAAGUCAAGCGCCACGCCUCCAGUGCCAAUCAAUAUAAGUAUGGCAAGAACCGAGCUGAGGAGGAUGCCCGGAGGUACCUGGUGGAAAAAGAGAAGUUGGAGAAAGAGAAAGAGACGAUUCGGACAGAACUGAUGGCACUGCGGCAGGAGAAGAGGGAACUAAAGGAAGCCAUUCGGAGCAGCCCAGGAACAAAGUCAAAGGCUCUGGAGGAAGCCAUGGCCACCCUGGAAGCUCAGUGUCUGGUGAAGGAGGAGCGCCGGAUCGACCUAGAGCUGAAGCUGGUGUCUGUGAAGGAGCGUUUGCAGCAGUCCCUGGCAGGGGGCCCGGCCCUGGGACUGUCCGUGAGCAGCAAGAAUAAGAGUGGGGAAACUACAAAUAAACCCCAGAACAACGUCUCAGAGCAAUCUCUCCCUGUCAACUGUGUUUCUGAGCUGAGGAAGAGGAGCCCAUCCAUUGUAACCUCCAACCAAGGAAGGGUGCUACAGAAAGCCAAGGAAUGGGAAAUGAAGAAGACCUAGGAAGAGGAUGAGGAUUUCAUUCCAAAGGAAAUAUCAGCUUCUCCAUCUAAAGCGGAAAUGCUUUUUCCACAAGGAGAUGCCAGGAGAAGACUGGAAGUAGCCCCCACUCUCCGGGGCACCCAAAAGACCAGCCUUUAUUGUCUGCAUGAUUUUAAGGGAUAAGGGGAGGGAAAAAGUAGAAGGGAAGAGGAAAAUGAAAGGCAUCCAUAUGACUUUCCAAAGGGUGGAAAUGGGAGUGGAGGGAGACAGAACUCUGCACAAUUGUAAAGAUUUUGUUAGAUAUCUUUGCCUUCUCUUCAAGAAGAAAUGAAAGCACAUGUGAA
Molecule: messenger RNA, 2682 nt
Organism: Cynocephalus volans (Philippine flying lemur)
Lineage: Eukaryota; Metazoa; Chordata; Mammalia; Dermoptera; Cynocephalidae
Gene: AFAP1L1
Product: actin filament associated protein 1 like 1
Exons: 19
Coding region: 53-2359 (768 amino acids)
Cellular component (GO): cytosol
Molecular function (GO): SH3 domain binding
Source: RefSeq, a predicted model, not a curated record